GUGGACCCGGUACCAACAAUGGCGGAAGAAGACCCGGUUCCAACAAUGGCGGAGGAAGACCCGGUACCAACAGUGGCGGAGGAAGACCCGGUACCAACAAUGGUGGAAGUCCCGGCUCCAACAAUGGUGGUACUCCAGGAAGAGUUGGGACAAACGACAACAUUGACAUUGCAUUGUGCACAGAACUGGCAGACGAAGGUUCCUGUGACUUCUUCACGGACCCCUAUUGUUUCCAAGCACUGCUCAAUACGUGCCGCGUUUCUCCUGUAUGGGUCAUGCAGAUCUGUCAGUUGUCCGUUGUAGUUAAUGGCACGUUCAACCAAGAGGGAAGGGAUUACAUGGGCAGCGUGAGGCAGUGUCUGACACAAGGCACCAUACCCGCACUGCAGUACAAUAACUGCGACAGAACGACGCAGCUCGUUGAAGACACUGUAUUUGCGAGAGACAGCUGCAUUGAUCAGGACAACUUCUGUGAUAUGAUAUCCGCUCCCGAAAAUGCAAAAAAUAUCGUCUACAGCUUCGGUCUUGCACACGAAAGUGACUUCCAGCAACGCCUUCUUUCUAAAUUCAAUGACCUCCUCGAUUCAUGUGGCAGUGAUGCAACGGAUGUAUUUGAAUCUGCAGUCACUGGUGGAGGUGGAAAUGGAAACGGAGGAAGUGGUGGCAAUAGAGGUGGAAAUGGUGGAAACAGAGGAGGAAAUAAUGGUGGAAAUAGAGGGGGAAAUGGUGGAAAUAGAGGAGGAAAUAAUGGUGGAAGCAGAGGAGGAAAUACUGGUGGAAGCAGAGGAGGAAAUACUGGUGGAAGCAGAGGAGGAAAUACUGGUGGAAGCAGAGGAGGAAAUAAUGGUGGAAAUAGAGGAGGAAAUGGAGGUCGAGGUGGAAGUGGAACAGGAAGUGGUGGACGAGGAACAGGUGGAAACGGUGGAAGUGGAGGUAGGAAAUAAUGGUGGAAGCAGAGGAGGAAAUAAUGGUGGAAAUAGAGGAGGAAAUGGAGGUCGAGGUGGAAGUGGAACAGGAAGUGGUGGACGAGGAACAGGAAGUGGUGGAAGAGGAACAGGAAGUGGUGGACGAGGAACAGGAAGUGGUGGACGAGGAACAGGAAGUGGUGGACGAGGAACAGGAAGUGGUGGACGAGGAACAGGAAGUGGUGGACGAGGAACAGGAAGUGGUGGACGAGGAACAGGUGGAAACGGUGGAAGUGGAGGAAGUACAGGAGGCAAUGGAGGCUACGGUGGAGGCUACGGCGGAGGCAAUGGCGGAAGUGGAACAGGAAGUGGUGGAAGAGGAACAGGAAGUGGUGGACAAGGAACAGGAAGUGGUGGACGAGGAACAGGAAGUGGUGGACGAGGAACAGGAAGUGGUGGACGAGGAACAGGAAGUGGUGGACGAGGAACAGGAAGUGGUGGACGAGGAACAGGUGGAAACGGUGGAAGUGGAGGUAGUACAGGAGGCAGUGGAGGCUUCGGCGGAAGUGGAACAGGAGGUGGUCGAAGCUGCUCUCAAAUGGCUGAGGAUGGUUCUUGUGAUUUUUACACUGACCCAUUUUGCUUCCAAGCAACCCUCAACACAUGCCGUGUUUCGGCCGUGUGGGGUAUGCAGAUUUGUCAACAGUCUAACAUCAUCGGCACUGCUUUUUCCGAACCAGCUGCCGAAUACAUGCUCAGUGUCAGGAAGUGCAUGACAGGGACAUUGUCAGGAAUGCUUGAAAACCCUGUCUGUGGAAUCGUUGAAGACGUGGCUGAAAGUAGUCUCACCACAACCGACGGCUGCAUAAAUCAAGAUGGUUUCUGUGAAGUCAUGUCAGAUUCCGCAGACGCAAGAAACCUGUAUCUCAUCUUUGGCCUUCCUCACCCCAGUGACUUCCAGGCGAAGCUUUUGCAAGUGUUCAAUGACCUCAUCAGAACCUGCCCUAGUGAUGCUCAGGACACGUAUGAUAAUCUAGUCAACUCGUUCGGUGGAGGAAACAAUGGAAACCAAGGAAACAACGGAGGGCGUGGAAACCAAGGGAACAAUGGAGGAAGAGGUGGCAACGGAGGAAACAAUGGAGGCAGAGGUGGCAACGGAGGAAACAAUGGAGGAAGAGGAGGCAACAGAGGAAACAACGGAGGGAAUGGAAACCAAGGAAACAAUGGAGGAAGAGGUGGCAACGGAGGAAACAAUGGAGGAAGAGGUGGCAACGGAGGAAACAGUGGAGGAAGAGGUGGCAGAGGAGGAAACAAUGGUGGAUUCCGAACGACCACGAUGAUGAUGAUGAUGGGUGGAGCUGGUGGCGACUAGACGCGUCACCAAAUUGCGAUAAAGACAUUGCCCACUGAAUAUCAUUAACGAAUAUGACACAACAUGAUGCUUGACUGUUUUCAGAUGCUUGGAAAUCACCAUUAAUGACCUGGUGCUACAAAGCAAAUUCUUUCACGAAUCUCGUUGUCCUCAUGAUUUCAAGUUGAUAAACACUUACUAUAGAAAUAUGAAACAUGUUUGUUUAUUUUCGUUGAAAUGAGACUCUGGGUUGUUGGGAUAAUUUUUGUCGAAGAUAAAUCACUGGUAAUAGUCACUGAUACGUUCGGGCAUAAUUCUUGUCACUUUAUUUGCAUUUAUAUAUUGUUAUAUACAUAUAUAUACAUAUAGCAAAGCAAUAAACCUUUGACCAUGAAA
Molecule: messenger RNA, 2652 nt
Organism: Haliotis rubra (blacklip abalone)
Lineage: Eukaryota; Metazoa; Mollusca; Gastropoda; Lepetellida; Haliotidae
Product: trihydrophobin-like
Exons: 10
Coding region: 496-2277 (593 amino acids)
Molecular function (GO): ATP binding; metal ion binding
Source: RefSeq, a predicted model, not a curated record